Molecule: messenger RNA, 2397 nt
Organism: Penicillium taxi
Lineage: Eukaryota; Fungi; Ascomycota; Eurotiomycetes; Eurotiales; Aspergillaceae
Product: aconitate hydratase ACO2
Exons: 2
Coding region: 1-2397 (798 amino acids)
Biological process (GO): tricarboxylic acid cycle
Cellular component (GO): cytosol; mitochondrion
Molecular function (GO): aconitate hydratase activity; 4 iron, 4 sulfur cluster binding
Source: RefSeq, a predicted model, not a curated record
AUGGUGAGCCAAUUGAUUUGGCAACGGGCCGCUGCCUCGCGCAGACUGGUCGGACGUUUGUCCCCACAACGACGUAGCCUGGCUACCGAAGCAGCCUCGUCCCGCAUGCCGCCCUAUCCUAAGAUCCUCCGCAAUCUUGAGCAAGUCCGCAAGGUUCUUGGCUCUGAUCGUGCUCUGACCCUGGCCGAGAAGAUUCUCUACUCCCAUCUGGCUAAUGCUGAGGAGUCUCUUCUUUCCGGUACCAACAAUGGCCGCGACAUUCGAGGCAAUGCCAACUUGAAGCUGAAGCCUGAUCGUGUGGCUAUGCAGGAUGCUUCAGCUCAAAUGGCUCUUCUUCAGUUCAUGUCUUGCGGUCUACCUUCCACUGCCGUGCCUGCUAGCAUUCACUGUGACCACAUGAUUGUUGGUGAGCGUGGUGCCGACACCGACCUUCCGGCUUCGAUCGAGGGAAACCGCGAGGUGUUUGACUUCUUGGAGAGUGCUGCUAAGCGUUAUGGUAUUGAGUUCUGGCCUCCGGGCGCUGGUAUCAUUCACCAGAGCGUGUUGGAGAACUACGCCGCUCCUGGUUUGAUGAUGCUAGGUACCGAUAGUCACACCCCUAACGGUGGUGGUUUGGGUGCCAUUGCUAUUGGUGUUGGUGGUGCCGAUGCCGUUGAUGCCCUCGUUGAUGCCCCAUGGGAGCUGAAGGCCCCGAAAAUCCUUGGUGUCCGUCUUGAGGGCAAACUGAGUGGCUGGGCCUCGCCCAAGGACAUCAUUAUGUACUUGGCAGGCAAGCUGACUGUUCGUGGUGGUACCGGCUUCGUUGUUGAGUAUCACGGCCCUGGUGUGGAGACCCUUAGCGCUACUGGUAUGGCUACAUGCUGUAACAUGGGUGCUGAGGUGGGUGCUACCACUUCUCUCUUCCCCUUCUCCCCAAGCAUGGUGCCGUACCUAGAGGCCACCCACCGUGGCCACGUCGCGAAGGCUGCCGCAGAGAUUGCUGGUUCUGGUCCCCAGAACUUACUCCGGGCUGACCCUAAGGCUGAAUAUGAUCAGUUGAUUACUAUCAACUUGUCCGAGUUGGAGCCGCACAUCAACGGUCCUUUCACCCCGGAUCUGUCGGUCCCUCUGUCCAAGUUUGCUGAUACCGUCCGUGAGAAGAAGUGGCCCGAGACCUUCGGUGCUGGUCUCAUUGGUAGCUGCACGAACUCCUCGUACGAGGAUAUGACUCGCGCCGAGGACCUGGUCAAGCAGGCAUCUGCUGCCGGUCUUAAGCCCAAGGCGGACUUCUUCAUCACACCUGGCAGUGAACAGAUUCGUGCCACCCUCGAGCGUGAUCAGACUUUGUCCACCUUCUCAGGCGCUGGUGGAAUCGUAUUGGCUAACGCCUGCGGUCCCUGCAUUGGUCAAUGGAAUCGUACCGACGAGGUUCCCAAGGGCGAGAACAACGCCAUCUUCACCUCGUACAACCGUAACUUCCCCGGCCGCAACGACGGCAACCGUCAGACCAUGAACUUCCUGGCCUCUCCCGAGCUCGUCACUGCUCUCGCAUACUCCGGUAGCACCACCUUUAACCCAAUGACCGACUCCCUGACCACCCCAAGUGGUGAGGCCUUCAAGUUCCAACCUCCCAAGGGCUCGCACUUGCCCAGCGCCGGUUUCGAAGCUGGUAACCCCGACUUCCAGCCCACUGCCGCAAUCCCCAACGCCAGCUGCGAGGUUGUUGUAUCGCCCACCUCGGACCGUCUCGCUCUCCUGGAACCUUUCGCUCCCUUCCCUCAGUCCGACCUCUCCGGUCUGCAGGUCCUCUACAAGGUCAAGGGCCAGUGCACCACAGACACCAUCUCAGCCGCAGGACCCUGGCUCAAGUACAAGGGCCACCUGCCCAACAUUUCUGCCAACACCCUCAUCGGAGCCGUGAACGCCGCCACCGGCGAGACAAACGUUGCCUACGACGAAAACGGCGCGAAGCACUCCAUCCCUGAGCUUGCUGAGCAGUGGAAGGACCGCGGCCUCGAGUGGCUCGUCGUCGCAGAAGACAACUACGGCGAGGGCUCAGCCCGUGAACACGCCGCUCUCCAGCCCCGCUACCUAGGCGGCCGCGUCAUCGUCUCCAAGAGCUUUGCCCGUAUCCACGAGACAAACCUCAAGAAGCAGGGUGUCGUCCCUCUCACCUUCGCCAACCGCGAAGACUACGACCGCAUCGACGCCUGUGACGUCGUCGACACAGUCGGUCUCUACGACGUCCUGAAAGCUGGUGGCGAGGGCAAGCAGAUCCAGCUGCGCGUUACUAAGCGCAAGACUGGCGAGUCUUUCCUCGUCCCUGUCCAGCACACCCUUAGCAAGGACCAGUGCGCCUUCAUUCUGGCUGGUAGUGCCUUGAACUUGCUGGCUAAGAAGGCCAAUUCCUCUCAAUAG